GUCACGUUAUUCGAUCGUUGUGGAUCUUCCUCCAACUCUUUCCUCCUGAUUCAUACUCACUUGCUGGCGGCAUGCGACAUGUAUUACACGUGAGAUUUUAGGUUCUGUCUUCUGUUGUGUCUGAAAUUAAAUCGGAAGAAAAGGGUCUAAUUCCAGUCUUUAACUUGAUUUAAACGUCACGAACGUGAUGAAAGUAGAACGAUCUUACUUCGUAAAAUGCGAAACCUUGAGGAGUUUGUGAAAGAUUACUAAUGUAGAACUUGUGUCUCACGUGCCAAUCAAACAAUUACAUUGAUCUAACUGAACUAGGCUUAGUUUAUCUCAGUCAAUACAACUAAGUUAACUGAAUUAGUUUCAGUUUCUUACAACUGUAAGAAAAACUAAAAGUUGAACUGAACUGUUUUCACAUCACAUGUCCCUACCUCGUGAUGGCAAGAUUUUAACUGGAAAACCUUAGAGUUAACAUUAUCACAUCAUCUCAUUUCGUCUUUAGUCUUUAAAGAGCUACAGCAUCCCAUUAUGGACCAUUCUUAUAUAUCGACUUCUUACCUCUUUGAGAGCCUAACAAAACGUUAUCAAGAGGUUAUCCGUCUAAUGUUCUAUGAACAGAAAGAAACAGAACUGUUUAGUAUGCUAAGUAACGACGUGACCGUCUAAUUCUCCAAGAAUACAAAGAAAUGGGUAAUAUUUGACUCAAAGUGACAGAAUGAUUCAUUAAGGUAUACAAGUUGACAGUGCAACGACUGAUUUGAUGGUGUGUCUAUCUUGAUUGGAGCGGGCAUAAUUGUUACGCCAGUAGAAGUUUAACUCUCCUUAAGUAUGAACAGUAAAAAUCGAAAGACAGUAAGUAUCCCACGGAAAAUCUACAGCAAAGAAACAUAGAUUUUACCAUGAACCAGGGGUAAUGUCACAUGAAACAGAAGGAAACAUAACUUCUAAACUGUGAACUUCUGUAUGAUCUUGAACAAAUAUAUUAAGCCAUAGUUGAGUUUAAUUGUUUGAAGCCGAGAUGACGAAUCUCAAAUGGAAAGUUGUUGACAGAAUGAACCCUGCUGUUCAGUCUAAGCUCCUAGUGUACUCGUCUGCUGCUACUCUUCUCGGUUCUUACGAUAUCACAAGUAACUUUACUUCACUGGUGAACAGCACUGUUCAGGAAGAGAACAAGCUACCUGAGUCCCGAUACUCACUAGCCGAAGUCAUCUUGAUAGCUCUGGUCGCAGGCCUUCUAAGUCUAGGGACUGUCGUAGGAAACGUGAUGGUAAUGAUAUCUUUCAAGAUGGACAAACAGCUUCAAACCAUCAGCAACUACUUUUUGUUGAGCUUGGCUGCUGCUGAUGUCUCGAUAGGACUCAUUUCCAUGCCCUUAUUUACUGUAUUUACGUUGUUAGGAUACUGGCCAUUGGGUCCCAUGAUUUGUGACACGUGGCUUGCUUUGGACUAUCUCAGUAGUAAUGCUUCCGUGCUUAACUUACUGAUUAUUAGCUUUGACCGUUACUUCUCUGUCACUCGACCAUUGACCUAUAGGGCCAAAAGGACCACUAAACGUGCAGCCUUUAUGAUCACUAGUGCUUGGGUUAUAUCGCUUGUCUUGUGGCCACCUUGGAUAUACGCCUGGCCGUAUAUUGAAGGUCAACGGAAGGUUCAGGCUCACGAAUGUCACAUUCAGUUUUUGGAGACAAACUCCUAUGUAACAUUCGGGACAGCUAUAGCAGCAUUCUACUUGCCCGUCACUGUGAUGUGCAUUCUUUACUGGCGCAUUUGGCAAGAAACAGAACAGAGGAAAAAGGAUCUCACUCAACUCCAAGCUGAAAAGAGGACAGAUAGUAAAAAGUCAUCCUCUAGUGAUGACCCGGCAGAAGCCGAGGAGUAUCUCAGAACAAGAGCUGAUUCAUGUGUACCGGGUGAUACACUGGAAAGGACUUAUGUUCCAACCUCUCUUUGCGUGGAGGCUAUCAAGCCUCAGAAGAGCCACCCCCGAACUCUGAAGCAAGCCUUGGUGUCUUGGUGCAGAGUAGACAGGGAUCAGGAUGUUCAGGAAGAUGACAGUUCAAGUCAUGGAUCUGCUGAAGCUGAAACUCCGGGUUCACAUGAAACUCCCAUUCAGUUGUCUUCAAGAACAACAUCUGCAACAUUUAGGGCGCAGCGCCGUUUAGAUUCUGGAAUUCCUGUUAUCACUAGGAAUGGACCUAAAAGAACUGAAGAUAUGGAAACAAAUACAGUGGCAUCUCCUACUUCGCGAUCGUUUUCUUCAGAUUCUGUCUACACUAUCUUGAUUCGCUUACCGACAUAUCCAUCUGUCGGCGAUGGAGAAUCACAAGCUUCUAUAAAAAUGAUCCUAGAAGAAGAAGGCACCCAGGCAGAGACAAGUCUCCAUAAUGUGAAAGCCUCAGAGAGCAUGGGAGCUUUAAACAGUCAACAUCGUAUUUCUGGAGAGAGCCAAUAUCGACUUUCCUCGUUAAAAACAUCAGAAUCGGCGCUUGAUACCAUCCGACUUCCGCUUAAUACCAAACUAGUCCACAAGCAAGUUGCCAAAAACAGAGUGCCCAAAAGAAAGCGGAAACAACAGGAAAGGAAACAAGAAAAGAAGGCAGCUAAGACUCUAAGUGCUAUCUUGUUGGCUUUCAUUGUCACGUGGACACCUUACAAUGUGUUGGUAUUGGUCAAAACCUUAUCCUAUUGUGCGGAUGACGAGUGCAUCCCGGAAGGAUUAUGGAAUUUUGCUUAUUAUCUCUGUUAUAUUAACAGCACAGUGAAUCCAUUAUGUUACGCACUUUGCAAUGCUAACUUCAGGAGAACCUAUACCAGGAUUUUAUCUUGUAAAUGGCAAAACAAGAAACGGCACAUUGUCAAUCGAGGUUAUUUUAACUAAAUAUAAGAACUGUGUACGUAUAGCAGUUGUAAUGAGGUUAUAAAUUCUGACACCAACAUCCAGUAUUUUAUUUGAAGUGUUUAUAGUAAAUCCCUGAAAACAAGUGGCUCGUAUUGAAAUAGCUGCAUUAAUUACACGUAUUAUUGGGCAUUUGUUUCUGGUUGUCAGUGUUGUGGUUAUAUAUUAGUAUAAUAACAUCAGCAGCUGUAUAUUUAUAACGUUUAUCAAAUUAUCUUGUGUUUACUCUCUUUGAUCUAUAAUAUUUGAUUGCAUUUCUGGUUACUCAGCUGCUUGACUGUUCUACUUAUCUUUCUUUGUAUCUGUCUUCAUUUUGUCUCUUAUCGUUAUUAUCACGUAUGUGUAUAUAUGUAUAUAUCAAACUGUUUAUGUACGUAAGCAUUUGAUUCUCUAGCCUUUUCUUUAUGAAUACAUGAAAAUAUUUCCAUAUGUCUGUUAGCUUAUGUAAAUAUAUAUAUAUAUGUGUGUGUGUGUGUGUGUGUGUGUGUGUGCAUUUAUUUAUCUGUAAAUCUAGCUAGUUAGCUGUUUCUACGUCAUAUGGACCUAAUGUCUCUAAAUGCAUGUCAACUUGACUUUUUAAGUCUAAUAAAUUGUUUAAAUCAUUACAGUAAAUUGUAUUAUCUGAUCUUCUAACUGCUAUUGAAAUACAAAAAAUAUUCUUAUAUCACAAAGCAAGACAAGAAACAAACAAAACACUAAUACAUCUACAGAUUUUGUAUUAGUUUUAUCAUACUUGGUGAUUCAAUUAGACCUUGGGCGUGGUCAAAUACAUUAAUCGAAAGGGUUUGACCUGGUGAGUUCAAAACUAUAAUUAGUUCUCCAGUCGGUCAAACGAUGACGGAACCGUAAGCUAAAAGUUUGUACUUGAAAAACUCGGAGAAUUCUAUGAGCCGCUAUGCCGCGGCUUAUAAUGAAUUCAGUGUCUGAAACUUAGCUUGAGCAUCGAACAAACAAACAAAU
Messenger RNA from Limulus polyphemus (Atlantic horseshoe crab), 3847 nucleotides. Its product is annotated as muscarinic acetylcholine receptor DM1-like. Gene Ontology annotation, biological process: adenylate cyclase-inhibiting G protein-coupled acetylcholine receptor signaling pathway; chemical synaptic transmission; G protein-coupled receptor signaling pathway, coupled to cyclic nucleotide second messenger. Lineage: Eukaryota; Metazoa; Arthropoda; Merostomata; Xiphosura; Limulidae. The transcript has 6 exons. Gene Ontology annotation, cellular component: plasma membrane; synapse; dendrite. The coding region runs from base 1010 to 2869 and encodes 619 amino acids. Gene Ontology annotation, molecular function: G protein-coupled serotonin receptor activity; G protein-coupled acetylcholine receptor activity. The record is from RefSeq and is a predicted model, not a curated record.